Molecule: messenger RNA, 1554 nt
Organism: Arabis nemorensis
Lineage: Eukaryota; Viridiplantae; Streptophyta; Magnoliopsida; Brassicales; Brassicaceae
Source: the annotation of a GenBank genome assembly
AUGGCGAUGGCUAUGGCUCUUCGAAGACUUUCUUCUUCAAUUGAUAAACCCAUUCGUCCUCUUCUCAGAUCCACUUCAUGCUACAUGUCUUCGUUGCCUAGUGAAGCUGUUGAUGACAAGGAGAGAUCUCGUGUCACUUGGCCAAAACAGCUUAACGCACCAUUAGAGGAAGUUGAUCCUGAGAUUGCUGAUAUUAUUGAGCAUGAGAAAGCUAGACAAUGGAAGGGACUUGAACUUAUACCAUCUGAGAAUUUCACAUCGGUCUCGGUGAUGCAAGCUGUUGGUUCUGUAAUGACUAACAAGUACAGUGAAGGUUAUCCCGGUGCGAGAUACUAUGGAGGAAAUGAGUUCAUCGAUAUGGCGGAAACUUUAUGUCAGAAGCGCGCUCUUGAAGCUUUUCGGUUAGACCCUGAGAAGUGGGGAGUGAAUGUGCAACCUUUGUCUGGAUCUCCUGCUAACUUCCAUGUGUACACUGCAUUGUUGAAGCCACAUGAAAGAAUCAUGGCACUUGAUCUUCCACAUGGUGGUCAUCUUUCUCAUGGUUAUCAGACUGAUACCAAGAAGAUAUCUGCUGUGUCUAUCUUCUUUGAAACAAUGCCAUAUCGAUUGGACGAAAGCACUGGCUACAUCGAUUACGAUCAGAUGGAGAAAAGUGCUACACUUUUCAGGCCAAAAUUGAUUGUUGCUGGUGCAAGUGCUUAUGCAAGAUUGUAUGAUUAUGCGCGCAUCCGAAAGGUGUGUAACAAGCAAAAAGCUGUAAUGUUAGCAGAUAUGGCACACAUUAGUGGUUUGGUUGCUGCUGGUGUUAUCCCUUCACCGUUCGAUUACGCAGAUGUUGUAACCACCACAACUCACAAAUCGCUUCGCGGACCUCGUGGAGCCAUGAUUUUCUUCAGAAAAGGUGUUAAGGAAAUUAACAAACAAGGAAAAGAGGUUUUGUAUGAUUUUGAAGACAAGAUUAAUCAAGCUGUCUUCCCUGGUCUUCAAGGUGGUCCACAUAACCACACUAUUACAGGACUAGCUGUUGCUUUAAAACAGGCUACUACUGCAGAGUACAAAGCAUACCAAGAGCAAGUCCUGAGUAACUCUGCAAAGUUUGCUCAGACUCUGGUGGAGAGAGGAUAUGAACUUGUUUCUGGUGGAACUGAUAACCAUUUGGUUCUAGUGAAUCUGAAGACCAAGGGAAUCGAUGGAUCUAGAGUUGAGAAAGUGUUGGAAGCUGUUCACAUUGCAUCCAACAAAAACACUGUUCCUGGUGAUGUUUCUGCCAUGGUUCCUGGUGGAAUCAGAAUGGGUACUCCUGCUCUUACUUCCAGAGGAUUUGUUGAGGAAGACUUUGCCAAAGUAGCUGAAUACUUUGACAAAGCAGUGAAUAUAGCUCUCAAAGUCAAAUCUGAAGCUCAAGGAACCAAGCUUAAGGAUUUUGUGUCGGCAAUGGAAUCUUCUUCAGCCAUUCAAUCCGAGAUUACGAAGCUGCGCCAUGAAGUCGAGGAAUUCGCUAAACAGUUCCCAACUAUUGGUUUUGAGAAAGAAACCAUGAAGUACAAGAACUAA